CGCGCCGCUCCGAUUAUUGGGGUUGCGCAGCGUUUCAUCUAUUCUUCUGUCUCUCCAUCAUGUCUCUGGUGCAGACUUUCCACUAUGAGGUCACAGCCCCCCCACCGUCCUUGUCACAUCCCGCAAUUCCUUCCCCGCUCCAUUCGAUUCCCCCAACUCCAGCCGACGACACCCCAGAUCCUCUCAAUACUCCCCUCAGACAGAAUCUGGCCCCGACAGCAGGCCAGGCAGUUUUUGAGCGGGCACCGUCCGUCCAAAUCACUCAAUCUCGUCGGUUGGCAAUUACCGUGUUGCUUCUCCUGGCCAACCUCGUACAGAUGACAGUGAGCUUCUCUGGGAUGGCAGGUGGAACCCGUCUUGGGGAGUCUCUUGGGGCCAAGGCAACAUCUGCAACCUGGGUCGGUGCCAGUUAUGGUCUGACGCAAGGAACAUUCGUGCUCAUGAGCGGACGAUUAGGAGAUGUCUUCGGUCAUCGAGAGCUCCUACUGCUAGGCGGGGCCUGGCUUAGCCUCUGCACCCUGAUCAGCGCAUUUUGCAAUAAUUUUGUCGCCUUUGUUGCCAUGCGGGCGCUCGCCGGCUUGGGAGGGGCAUUGAUCAUGCCGAACGCAGUGGCCAUGAUCACCAGCACCAAUCCCCCGGGACGUGUGCGAAACCUCAGUUUGGGUUUCUUUGCAGCGUCGGCGCCGACCGGAGGGUACUUCGGCGCCUUGUUUCUCGGUGCCUUUAUGGAGAAGACGGAAUGGAAAUGGUUCUUCGUCUUUAUAGCUGCCAUUGGCGUCGCCAUCUUCCUCCCCUUAUGGAUACUAAGCUCACGAGAACCUCUACUCGACAAGCACGGCAAAAUCGACUGGAUUGGAUCAGCCCUAGGCACGAGCUCUCUGAUCUUAUUCAACUUUGUCUGGAACCAAGCUCCCAGCGUAGGAUGGUCGACCCCCUACGAAAUCGCCCUCCUCAUCACCUCAAUCAUCCUCUUCGGCGCCUUUCUCCUUUGGGAGAAAACCGGCACCGACCAUCCCAUCAUGCCCCUGGAAAUCUUCCAAGCCCCAUCCAUCCUCACCCUCCUCUUGGUCGUCCUCCUCAACUACAUGGCCGUAGGCACACUAAUUUGGUACCAGAUUCUAUGGCUCCAAGACAUCUGGCACUGGUCAACCCUCCACUUCGCCAUCAGCUGGACACCGUUCGUCAUCUGCGCAACGGGAGCCGCUUGUCUCGCCGCCUGGUUAAUCCCCCGACUAGCCGCCCAAUGGAUCCUCGCCAUCGGCACCACCACCAUUCUAGUCUCCAACGCACUAAUGGCCACCGUCCCUCUCCAUCAAACCUACUGGGCCCAGGUAUUCCCAUCCAUCAUCCUCUUCUCCUUCUGUCCGGACUUUGUCUACACGGCCGCUCAGAUCAUCGCCAGUAACUCAGUCCGUCGGAAUCAGCAAGGCAUUGCGGGCUCGCUGAUUGGCUCACUUAACCUCUACGGUGUGAGUUUAGGAUUGGGGUUCUCUUCGACCAUCGAAGACCAGAUCGCUCAGCGGUCAGGGAGCCGGAUCGAGGGGUACCGGGCUGCAUUGUACUUCGGGGUGGGGAUCAGUGUAGUGGCAUUAUUGUUAGAUGUAUGCUUUGUGCGCAUGGUCAAGGAUGAACGCGAAGGGUGGCGGGAAGAGGAUCGCGCCCUGGCUGAUGCUGAUGCUGAUGCUGAUGCGCUUGAGAUGACGGGACAUGCGGCUGCCACUGGUGCGGAGUGGCCUGUUCCAGCUGAACGGGCUUAGUUGCAUGCUACUAUGACACGACGGCCAGGUGGGAGGAUAGAUUAUGGCGAUAGACAAAAAAGCCGUGAGGAUUUAGAUGAGUGGGCGCACAAUGACUGGUUCAGGAUACGACGAGUUACACACAUACAACAGAUGCUAAAAUACUAAUUGACAC
Molecule: messenger RNA, 1911 nt
Organism: Aspergillus sclerotioniger CBS 115572
Lineage: Eukaryota; Fungi; Ascomycota; Eurotiomycetes; Eurotiales; Aspergillaceae
Product: efflux pump antibiotic resistance protein
Exons: 5
Coding region: 60-1757 (565 amino acids)
Biological process (GO): transmembrane transport
Cellular component (GO): membrane
Molecular function (GO): transmembrane transporter activity
Source: RefSeq, a predicted model, not a curated record